Messenger RNA from Capra hircus (goat), 6030 nucleotides. It is a transcript of the gene LAMC3, whose product is annotated as laminin subunit gamma 3. The coding region runs from base 56 to 4792 and encodes 1578 amino acids. The transcript has 28 exons. The record is from RefSeq and is a predicted model, not a curated record. Lineage: Eukaryota; Metazoa; Chordata; Mammalia; Artiodactyla; Bovidae.
GGCUCGCAGAGCCGGGCGCGCACAGCUGAGCGCAGGGUCGUCGGGGGCCCCGACCAUGGGCACGGCGGCGGCGCUCCUGCUGAGCCUGGCGCUCCUGGCGCCGCGCGCGGCCGCAGCGGGCAUGGGCGCGUGUUACGACGGCGCGGGGCGCCCGCAGCGCUGCCUGCCCGUGUUCGAGAACGCGGCGUUCGGCCGGCUCGCCGAGGCCUCGCACACGUGCGGCCGCCCGCCCGAGGACUUCUGCCCGCACGUGGGCGCCCAGGGCGCGGGGGCACCGUGCCAGCGCUGCGACGCCGCCGACCCCGCACGCCACCACAACGCCUCCUACCUCACCGACUUCCACAGCCAGGACGACACCACGUGGUGGCAGAGCCCGUCCAUGGCCUUCGGGGUGCAGUACCCCACCUCGGUCAACAUCACCCUCAACCUGGGGAAAGCUUAUGAGAUCACCUAUGUGCGGCUGAAGUUCCACACGAGUCGACCCGAGAGCUUUGCCAUCUACAAGCGCAGCCGGGCGGGGGGCCCCUGGGAGCCCUACCAGUACUACAGCGCCUCGUGCCAAAAGACCUACGGCCGGCCCGAGGGCCUGUUCCUGCGGCCGGGCGAGGACGAGCGUGUGGCCUUCUGCACCUCCGAGUUCAGCGACAUCUCCCCACUGAGCGGGGGCAAUGUGGCCUUCUCCACCCUGGAGGGCAGGCCCAGUGCCUACAACUUUGAAGAGAGCCCUGUGUUGCAGGAGUGGGUCACCAGCACGGAGAUCCUCGUCUCCCUGGACCGGCUCAACACGUUUGGGGAUGACAUCUUCAAGGACCCCAAAGUGCUACAGUCCUACUACUACGCCGUGUCAGACUUCUCGGUGGGCGGCAGGUGCAAGUGCAACGGGCAUGCCAGCGAGUGUGGCCCAGACGAGGAGGGCCGGCUGGCCUGCUGGUGCCAGCACAGCACCACGGGCGCGGACUGCGAGCGCUGCCUGCCCUUCUUCCAGGACCGCCCGUGGGCGCGGGGCACGGCCGAGGCCGCCAACGAGUGUCUACCUUGCAACUGCAGCGGCCACUCUGAGCAGUGCACCUUUGACCGGGAGCUCUUCCGCAGCUCGGGCCACGGUGGGCGCUGCCUGGGCUGCCGUGCCCACACAGCUGGGCCACACUGCGAGCGCUGCCAGGAGAACUUCUAUCGCUGGAGCCCGCGGACGCCCUGCCAGCCCUGCGACUGCCACCCAGCAGGCUCCCUGCGCCUCCAGUGCGACGACUUGGGCACCUGCGUCUGCAAGCCCACGGUGACGGGCUGGAAGUGUGACCGCUGCCUGCCUGGGUUCCACUCGCUCAGCGAGGGCGGCUGCAGACCCUGUACCUGCAAUCCUGCGGGCAGCCUGGGCACCUGUGAUCCCCGCAGUGGGCGCUGCCCCUGCAAAGAGAACGUGGAAGGCAACCUGUGUGACAGAUGUCGUCCGGGCGCGUUUAACCUGCAGCCCCACAACCCCGCCGGCUGCAGCAGCUGCUUCUGCUACGGCCACUCCAAGGUGUGUGCCGCCGCUGCCGGGUUCCGGGAGCACCACAUCCUCUCUGACUUCCGCCAGGGAGCCGAGGGCUGGCGGGCCGGAAGCAUGGGGGACCCAGGACAUCCUGCACGAUGGAGCCCAGGGGGCCUCCUCCUGGACCCAGAGGAUGAGGAGGCAGAACUCACAGCACCAGAGAAGUUUCUGGGAGAUCAGCGAUUCAGCUACGGGCAGCCCCUCACACUGACCUUCCAGGUUCCCCCUGGGGGCUCCCCACUCUCCACGCAGCUGAGGCUGGAAGGGGCGGGCCUGGCCCUGACUCUGCGGCAUUCUGACUCACCCCACACCCCGGACUCUGGGCAGGCUGGGGAGGUGCGGCUGAAGUUCCUGCUGCAGGAAACCUCCGAGGACGUGGACCCUCCGCUGCCCCCCUUCCACUUCCAGCGGGUGCUCGCCAACCUGACUGCUCUGCGUAUCUGGACCAGUGGCCACAGCACCAGCUCUUCCGGUCCCGUGCUGCUGACUGAGGUCCAGCUCACAUCUGCCCAGCAGGGGCUGUCCCCACCAGCCUCCUGGGUGGAGACUUGUUCGUGUCCCCAGGGCUACACCGGCCAAUUCUGUGAGUCCUGCGCUCCAGGAUACAAGAGGGACACGCCCCUGGGGGGUCCCUAUGCCGGCUGCGUUCCCUGCACCUGUAACCAGCAUGGCACCUGUGACGCCAACACAGGGAUCUGCCUGUGCGGCCACCACACCGAGGGCCCGUCCUGUGAGCGCUGCUUGCCAGGUUUCUAUGGCAACCCCUUCACAGGCCAGGCCGACGACUGCCAGCCCUGCCCCUGCCCUGGACAAUCGGCCUGCACGACCAUCCCAGACAGUGGAGAAGUGGUGUGUACCCACUGCCCACCAAGCCAGAGAGGGCGGCGCUGUGAGAUCUGUGAUGAUGGCUUUUUCGGGGACCCACUGGGGCUCUCUGGGCGCCCCCAGCCCUGCCAGCCAUGUCAGUGCAGUGGAAACGUGGACCCCAACGCUGUGGGCAACUGUGACCCCCUGUCUGGCCGCUGCCUGCGAUGCCUGUACAACACGACCGGUGUCCACUGCGGGCACUGUCGGGAAGGCUUCUACGGGAGCGCCCUGGCCCCUCGGCCUGCAGACAAAUGCAUGCCCUGCAGCUGCAACCCGGAGGGCUCAGCCAGUGAGCAGAGACCCUGCGACCCAGCGACCGGCCAGUGCGCCUGCCUGCCCCACGUGACCGGACGGGACUGCGGCCACUGCAGCCCAGGCUUCCAUGACCUCCAGCCUGGCAGGGGCUGCCGGCGCUGCAAGUGCCACCCAUGGGGCUCCCAGGAGGACCAGUGCCACCCCAAGACUGGGCAAUGCCCCUGCCGUGCAGGUGUCGAGGGCCAGACCUGUGACCGAUGCCAGCUGGGUUUCUUCGGCUUUUCCAUCAAGGGCUGCCGCGACUGCAGGUGCUCCCCGCUGGGUGCCACCUCGCCCCAGUGCCACGAGAACAGCACGUGUGUGUGCAAGCCUGGCUUUGUGGGCUACAAGUGUGACCGCUGCCAGAACAACUUCUUCCUCACGGCCAGCGGCACGCAGUGCCAGGAGUGCCCGCCCUGCUACGCCCUGGUGAAGGAGGAGGCUGCCAAGCUGAAGGCCAGGCUGACCCUGAUGGAGGGAUGGCUGCAAGGGUCUGACUGCGGCAGGCCCUGGGGACCCCUGGACAUUCUACAGGGAGAGGCCCCACGGGGGGAUGUCUACCAGGGCCCCCACCUGCUGCAAGGGGCCCAGGAAGCCUUCUUGGAGCAGAUGACAGGCCUCGAGGGUGCUGUGAAGGCUGCCCGGGAGCAGCUGCAGGCGCUGGGCAGGAGUGCCCACUGUGCCCAGGCUGGAGCAGAGAAGACCUGCGUCCAGCUGGCGGACCUAGCGGCAGCACUGGAGUCCUCGGAAGAGGAGAUUCUGCACGCGACCACCAUCCUCGCAUCUCUGGUGAUUCCUCAGGAAGGACUCAGCCAACCUGCCAACUGGAGCCAGCUGGCCACAGAGGCACGUGCCCUUGCCAGGAGCCACAGGGACACCGCUACCAAGAUUGAGGCCACGGCUCGGAGGGCCCUGCUCGCCUCCAACACCAGCUAUGCACUUCUCUGGAGCCUGGUGGAGGGCCGAGUGGCCCUGGAGGCCCAGCAGGAGCUGGAGGACAGGUACCAGGAGGUACAAGCGGCCCAGAAGGCGCUGGGCACAGCUGUGGCAGAGGCGCUGCCCGAAGCUGAGAGGGUGCUGGCCGCCGUGCAGCAAGUCGGCGCAGACGCGGCCCUGCGCCUGGCCUCACCAGUGGCCCCAGCAUCACUGCCUCAGAAGUCCCAGGCCGAGGCCAUGAGCCUGAAGGUGCAGACGCUGGAGAAGACAGUCACGUCGAGGGAGCGCAUGGUGACCGAGGCUGCCCGGUCCCUGCAGGCCACCGCCCAGGCCGUGCUGCAGGAGAUGGAGCCCCUCACGCAGCUGCAGCAGGAAGCCAGAGCUGCCCUGACCCGAGCUUCCUCAUCUGUCCAGGCUGCCACAGUGACCGUCAUGGGAGCCAGGGCUCUGCUGGCUGACGUGGAAGGAAUGAAGCCGAGGUUUCCUCGGCCCAAGGACCAGGCCGCGCUGAGGAGGAAGGCGGCCAUCGUCCAGGACAGGAUCCUUGCAGACUCGAGAAAGAAGACCAAGCAGGCAGAGAGGAUGCUGGGAGAUGCAGCUUCUGUCUCCUCCAGGGCCAAGAAGAAGGGCAGGGAAGCCGAGCUGCUGGCCCAGGACAGUGCCAAGCUCGCCAAGGCCUUGCUGAGGGCAGGGAAGCAGGAACACCGCCGGGCUAGCCGGCUCUCCAGCCAGACUCGGGCGACCCUCAGACUGGCCUCCCAGCAGCUGCUGGCCUCAGAAGCGCACAGACAGGAGCUGGACACCGCUGAGCGGGAUGGUGCCAGGCUGAGCCAGAUGGAACGGCAGAUCCGGGAGUCACGCAGCUCCCUGGAGAAAGACAUCAAAGCCUUGUCAGAGCUGCUCACCAGGCUGAGGUUGCUAGACACCCACAGAGCCCCAGCCAGGGCCCUGGACGAGACCCAGCGGACACUGGAGCAUCUGAGGCUGCGGCUGGGUCCCCCAGGGGCCCUGCAGGGGAAACUGAGGCUCUUGGAGGAGGAGUCCAAGCUGCAGGAGCUGCAGAUCCAGAGCUUCGAGAGCGACCUCGCAGAGAUCCGCGCUGACAAGCAGAACCUGGAGGCCAUCCUGCACAGCCUGCCCGGGAGCUGUGCCAGCUGGCAGUGAGGGCUGCUGGGCCCCGAGGUGCCCCCAGACCCUGAGGUGCCCCCCCUUCCCAGCCCAGGGCCUGCACACCCCCGCAGGUGGGCUGUGCAGACACACCCACCAGAGCCUGCUGCCUCGCACCCUCCCGAGUCCGUGCUCACACUCCCUCCCCUCCGGCAGGAGUGAGUGUGCAUUCAGAGCUCACCCAGGUGGCUACGGUGUGCACACCCCCAACAGUGUGCACUCCCACGCCGUACACGCCUGCACGCACGCAGGUACACGUGGGCGUCUGUGAGUGUGCACAGCGCACAUGUGAACUAGUCCAUCCAUGUGUGCUGCGCCUCCCCGCUGGACUCUGAACACCCUGUGACAUACCCGGGCAGGGUCGGUACCCAGAAGGCUGAGUCGGGGGCCAUCUGCAGAGAUCCAGGGCGGGUUCAGCCACAGCCCCCGUCUCCAGACCUGCCCUCUCUCCUGCAGCACCCCCCCUAACCUAUCUCUCAUCCACCAUGAACACCCAGCCCAGCUGAGGGACCAGGCAGGUCAAGAGCUGCAAGAUGCUAAGGCUUCUCGGCAGAGGAAGCUGAGGCCCAGGGUUCCUGGGGCCCCAGGGCAGCCUGCUUGCUCGGCUGGCUGGGGCGUGGCCCACCCGGGAAAGGAGCCUCGUUGUUGGCUUCAAGGAGUGCCUCCCUUCUCAAGAUCCUGGGACUGGGUCGCAUUCACUGAAGGAACCGCCCACCCUGGGCCCUCGGCCCCUUGUAGGGUCAUGACCCUUUAAGGGGUCAUGGCCUGUCCAAAGAGCUGGGUCUCAUGGCCUGAGAGGGCCUGGGUUUUGGAGCUCUUUGUGACCCUGCCAACCCUGGUUGUCCUUUGACCGAUCAAUACUUCCCAAACUGGCCGCGCAGCCCUGCCAGCCCCACCUGCCACAAGGCAGGCCCAGCCAGGCACUGGGCUGGGAGGCCUGGCUGCCUUUCUACCCUGUCAUGCCGGGGAAUCCCCAUGCAGCCAGGCCCCCUGCCGACCUCUGCCCAGGAGUCUCGGCAUCUCCUCCUGGCUCUCCUUCCCUUCCCCGGGCUCUCUUCCAGCAGAUGGCAGGACCCUGGCACUGGGAGGGUGGGCACCUGGCACGGGGAGGAGCCUAGCCCCUUCCCAAUGCCCUUCCUGCCUCCCCCGCCCCCAGCAGGGGCGACAGGCAGCAGCUCAGACCAACUCUGUUUAACCAGUUCUGUUUAACAUGGCAAUAAAGGACUCCUGUACUA